Lindgomyces ingoldianus is the source of this 4392-nucleotide messenger RNA. Its product is annotated as multidrug resistance-like protein. NCBI's taxonomy places the organism in Eukaryota, Fungi, Ascomycota, Dothideomycetes, Pleosporales, Lindgomycetaceae. Gene Ontology annotation, cellular component: membrane. Gene Ontology annotation, molecular function: ATP hydrolysis activity; ABC-type transporter activity; ATP binding. Gene Ontology annotation, biological process: transmembrane transport. The record is from RefSeq and is a predicted model, not a curated record. The coding region runs from base 1 to 4392 and encodes 1463 amino acids. The transcript is spliced from 19 exons.
AUGAAUGAAACUACACAUCUGCAGUGCUCUCCAUCGGUGGAUGAAGCCUUCGGACCUAUUGUAGAAGGUUGCCGUCGCGACUUCACUUUUACAUUUGAGCAAUACGUCUUCUCUAUCUUACCUUCAGUUUUAUUCCUUCUUUUCGCACCUUUACGCGUCCAGGUCCUUCGAAAGCGUGAAUCGACGGUCGGCGGCAAGCCAUUACGAUCGCUGAAGCUCCUAACCACUCUGAUUACGUGGGCUACAACGAACCUUCAUGGCAUCCGUACCCUAGCUGCCAUUGCCACCAGUCUCUCCUUCCUUUCCAGCCUCGUGUUGUGCAUGUUAUCUUACCUCGAGCACUCCCGCUCCCUGCGCCCCUCUGCUCUCUUGAAUGCGUAUCUUUUGUUCUCUCUCCUCUUCGAUGCUGUCGUACUCCGCACAUUAUGGAUGGUGGUACUCAGCUCCAUAGCCACCAUGCUUUUCUUAGAAGCGAAAGAGAAACGUGGGUAUUUGAAGAGGGAGGAUAGACCAGGCCCAGAGGAAACCAGUGGCUUGUAUAGUCAGACCUUUGUGUGGUGGAUGAAUUGGAUCAUUAGGGAGGGCAACAGGCACGUGCUUAAACCGACGGAUUUGUAUCCUGUGGAUGAGAACAUGAAGAGCGAGGUUCUGAAUGACCGUUUUUGGAGAGAGUGGAAUACAUCGUCUCGGACCACAAAACCAAGUUUGACCAAAGUCAUUGUUCGGCUUCUUAAGUGGCCCCUGGUCAUUCCUAUACUUCCUCGUCUUGUCUUGCUAGGAUUUACAUUCUGCCAGCCGUUAAUGGUGAGCCGUCUUUUACAGUUCCUUCAAGAUGGAAAUCGAAAAGAGCCUUUGAGCACUGGUUAUGGCUUAAUUGGCGCAUAUGCUGUGGUAUACUUUGGAAUGAGCGUUUCCAAUAGCCUUUUUCUUCACCGCAAUUACAGGUGCCUAACGAUGCUCCGUGGUACACUUGUCGCAGCGAUAUAUACUAAGACGACCGAGAUCAGCAUCACAGCUCUUGACAACUCUUCAGCUGUGACGUUGAUGAGUACUGAUGUCGAACGACUGGUACGCGGUUUACGAAAUAUGCAUAAUCUUUGGGCGAAUAUAAUCCAGUUUGCUCUCGCAACUUGGCUGCUCUCAGCAAGAUUGGGCUGGGCAUGCGUAGCUCCGAUCAUUGUCACCCUUAUCACUUCUGCUCUAACGAUUGGGCUCGCAUUUGUUGCGAACAAGUUGCAGUUAGGCUGGAUUACCAAGAUCCAGAAGCGCAUUGGAAUCACAUCUAACAUGCUUGGGUACAUGAAAGGGGUCAAGAUGUCAGGACUGACUGCAAGACUCUCAACUCUAAUUCAAAACCUUAGGAUCAAUGAGAUCAAGUAUGCGGAGAAGUUUUGGUCACUUGGAGCUAUUUCAGCGACUUUAGCCUUUAUGCCCAUCAUGUUGUCUCCCGUUGCUACGUUUGCUUUCUAUGCAGUCAUUGCUGCUAAAGAUGGCACAACACUAGAUGCUCCAAGGCUCUUCACAUCCUUAGCUCUUUUGAUUCUGCUCACGCAGCCUCUUUUUGCACUGUAUGGAGAUAUCAUCGAAUUCAGGACAACAUUCGGCUGCGUCGAGCGAAUUGAAAAGUUUUUAAUCUCAGAGUCUCUCUCGGAUCAUCGCCUCAAGACUUUGGGAAUACCUCCUACUGCGCAGCCAUUGAAGGACCACUCCCUUCAAAUACCAAGGCCACCGGUCUUGCACAAUGAUAUUGAACUUACGGAGAGCAACCAACUGAGAUCCGUUGGGGAGAGAAUUUAUACCUCGAAUGAGGCAGUACGCAUCGAAAGCGGUGCCUUCGGCUGGACGAAGGAUGGUCCUCCCAUCUUGCAAGAGAUUGAUAUUAGUAUUCAACACUCUGAUCUGACUCUUCUGAUUGGCGCUAUUGCUUCUGGGAAGUCUACGCUCCUCAAAGCUAUCCUAGGCGAGACCCCUAGCUCCAAAGGAUUUGUGUAUGUAUCAAAAUCCGAGGCCGCAUACUGCGAGCAAACACCCUGGCUAAUUAAUACCUCUGUGAAGGAGAACAUUGUUGGCUUCUCGAGUUUCGAUCAGAAUCUCUAUGAUACGGUAAUCUAUUGUUGCGACCUCGAACAAGACAUCGCUACAUUUCCUCGCAGACAUGACACCAGAAUUGGAAGCAAAGGUCUUUCUUUGAGUAGUGGACAAAAGCAAAGGAUUGCAAUUGCUCGGGCCGUGUAUGCAAGAAAGGAUUUUGUGGUCUUUGAUGAUGUCUUCAAUUGUCUUGAUGCUAAUACCCAGCGGAACGUUUUCGAUCGGCUUCUGGGUCCGAGUGGCCUCUUCAGAAAAUGGAAUACGACGGUGUUGAUUGCUACCAAUGCUGUGGGCCUUCUGCCAUUUUCGGAUCGCAUUAUUGCUCUAUCUCCAGAGGGCAAGGUUGCCGAACAAGGAACAUUUCAAGAACUUAAAGCAAUUGAUGGCUACGUUUCCAAAUUCUGCCUGGAGCACGCAAACGAGCAAGCCACGGCGACUAAAGAAGACUCAGAAAUGGACUCUUCAUCAAGGCCACGUACGAUCUUCCAAUCUGUACCUAAUAACUCCAUCAUUACUACCUCAGACGACAAGCGUAGGCAACUCGGCGAUUGGAAGGUAUAUCAGUACUACUUCGGAACCAUUGGAUGGGGCAUGACCACAGUAUUCCUUGCUUUGGCAUGUGGCUGGGGCUUCUUUUCCACGUUUCCAACUGUUUGGUUGAAGUGGUAUGCUGAUGCUAACGCUUCCGAGCCAAAUAAGCAUACAGGGUAUUAUCUUGGAUUGUACACUGCGCUUCAGAUUGUUGGCUUAAUCGAUAUGUGUUUGCUGACAUGGUUCUCAUUCAACAUAAUGGCCAAAAGGUCUGGCCUUCGAUUGCACGAGUUAACUGUGAACGCGGUUAUGUCGGCCCCAAUGUCUUUCUUCAGUAAGACUGACACUGGCUCAAUUACCACGAGGUUUAGUCAAGAUAUGCAACUUCUAGAUGCAAACCUCCCACUUGCCGUCAUGGCUGUCACCGGCGGAUUCCUAUCCUGUGUUGGCCAGAUUGGUCUCAUUGCGUCAGCUGCAUAUUAUGUUGCAAGUUGUAUUCCUGUGCUUUUCGUGAUAUACUAUUUUGUUCAGCGGUACUACCUUCGCACUUCUCGACAAAUGCGUUUCCUAGACCUCGAGGAGAAAGCGCCCGUAUAUACGCAAUUUAUAGAAUCUCUAUCCGGGCUGGCAACCAUCCGAGCCUUCGCAUGGCAGAAAGCCUCCAUCGCACACAACCAUAAUUUAGUUGAUAAAUCCCAGAAGCCGUUCUACCUUAUGUUCAUGAUCCAGACCUGGCUCACUCUUGUCCUGGAUCUCAUCACUACUGCCCUUGCCAUUCUAGUUGUUGGCGUGGCAGUUAGGAUGAGAGAUACCAUUUCUGUGGGCUUUACUGGAGUAAGUCUGACACAGAUUAUUAGCUUUACGGCGAAUUUGAAAUUAGCAAUUCUGUUUUGGACGCAGAUGGAAACUAGUAUUGGGGCAGUGGCAAGAGUGAAACAGUUUGUGGAGGAGACAGAUGUUGAAUAUAAAGAUGGGGAGAUAAACGUGCCACCUCCGGACUGGCCAAGUAAGGGAAAGAUUGAGAUUCAGAAUCUCACCGUUUCGUAUGAUACAAAUGAGGACCGUAAAGCUUUAAAUGAAAUCACGCUCGACAUUCCCGCGGGGCAAAAAGUGGCAAUCGUGGGACGAACCGGAAGCGGCAAAUCCACACUUGUUUCUUCUCUCUUCCGCAUGGUAGAAACUAGCAGCGGCUGUAUCACUAUCGACGGCAUCGAUCUCUCUACCAUGCCCCGCGAGUACAUCCGCACCAGACUUAACGUUAUCGGUGAAGACCCUUACUUCCUCACAGGUAGCAUUCGUCUGAAUCUCGAUCCUUAUGCCUCCUCAACCGACAUACAGCUGCGCACUGUCUUAGAGAAGGUCCAGCUCUGGGCAGUUGUUGAAUCUAAAGGAGGCCUCGAUGCUGAAUUUUCCGAUGACACUCUUUCCCACGGUCAGAAACAACUCUUCUGUCUUGCAAGAGCACUACUCAGGCCAGGGAAAGUGGUGGUAUUGGAUGAAGUGACUAGUAGUGUGGAUUAUGAGACUGAUAAGAUGAUGCAAAGGGUUAUGAGAGAGGAGUUUGAGUGCAAAACAGUGAUUGCAAUUGCCCAUCGGGUGGAAACUGUGACAGACUUCGAUUGGGUUGUUGUACUCAGGGAGGGGAGAGUAGUUGAAGAGGGGAGUCCGGAGGAGUUAUUGAAGAGGCAGGGAGGAGUUUUCAGGGAUAUGGUCCAGCGGAAGGGCAAGAAUAAGGCAGGGAGGAAGAUAGAAGAGGAGGAGUACAAAUUCUAG